AUGCAGUCGCUCUGGAACAAGAGCAAGCAGCUCGCGCAGGCCGGCAGCGACGUCGUCAGCGCCGGCGUGUCGGCCGGGACCGACGCUCUGGCCAAGUCGACGGGCGCCGCCACGAGCGCCGUGGCGACCGCGGCCGCGGAGCAGACGACGCAGGCCGCGGCGUCCGCGGCGGCGAGCGUCGUCGGCGAGUCGGCGGCGGCGGCGCUCUUCGGCGGCGGCGGCGCGCGCGACGAGGUGGCGCUGGCGCCCGCGACGUUGGCGCUCUCGGCCGCAUGGCGCGACGCGCUCGCGCCGAGCCACCGCGAGCGCUUCCCGCUGCCCGGCGGCCGGCGCGCCGAGGGCCUCGCGGCGGUCGUCGCCGCCUGCGAGAGCGUCGAGGGCGCGUCGCCCGCGCGGCGCGACGCGCUCCGGCGCCUCGUCGAGCCGCUCGCGGGCUGGGCGCGCCUCGGCGAGGCCCUCGGGCCCGCGCUCGCCGCGCGCGCGGCGGCGCUGCGCCCCGGCGAGGCCUUCGUCGCGCCCGUCGCCUGCGGCUACGCGGCCGCGCGGCGCGGCGCGGCCGGCUACGACGUCGCGCUCGCCGGCGUCGGCGCGGAGGGCCUCGCGUGGCACGCGUACCGCUGCGGCGCGGACGCCGCGACGGAGCGCGCGGCGCUCGCGGUCGCCGAGGGCUGCGCGCCGGACCGGGCGACGUCCGUCGCGACGUGGAUCGCGCUCGCGGCGGCGCCAAAGGACGACGUCGCCGCGGCGCGGGCUGCGUUCGGGGCGGUGCUCCCGUCCGUCGGCGGCAAGCGGCCCGUCGCGGGCGGCGGCUGGGCGCCGGUCUACGCGCCCGGCCGUCAAGCGGCCGCCUGCGCGCGGGCGCUCGACGCCCUGGCGCCCGCGAGCCUCGGCGACCAAAUACUCGGCGCGGCCGCGACCGCGGCGUCGGGGACGCUGGAGACCGCUGGAGCGCUUCUCGCGCGCGCCAGAGGGACGACCGUCGACGAAGACGCGGCGGACGAGAACGACGAGGACGACGAGGACGCGUCGGGCGCCGCCGCGCUGCUCGCGUGCCUCCGCUUCGCGCUCGCGGCAUCGCUCGGCGAGGGGGAGGCGUUCGCGGCGACCGUCGACGCGCGCGCGACGCUCGCUCGGUGGGGCCUCGGCGAAGCCCGCAAAAUCCCGCUCGACCGCGUCCUUCGGCGGGCGCUCUUCGCCGCGUCGCGAGGCCUCGCGGCCUUUGCGACGGCGGAGCCCGUCGCCGACGACGUCCUCGACCGCGCGGCGGCGACGGCCGAGGCGCUCCGCGAGUUCGCGGACGCGCCGCCGAAGGAGGACCCCGUCGACGUCACCGGUGGACAGCCCGCGCCGACGCGUUUUCCGCUGCUCGAGUCCUUCGGCGAGUUCGUCGACGAGGACGCGCUGGCCGGCGGCGCGGCGGCCGCGAAAGUCGUCCUGCCCCAGGUCUUCGAGUGGACGGAGGAGAUCAAGCGCCUCUCCGAGAACGAUCGGCAACUCGUCGAGGAGAUCGCGCACGAGCUCGGCUUCCCCAUCGACGACGAGGCGCUCGCGCCCGCGUAUUUCGUCGGAGCCGACCGCGACGUCGUCGACGCCGCGCCGGGCCUCGCCGCGCUCCGCGACGCGCACCUAGCCUGGCGCAUGCUCGUCGGGCCGACGCUCGCUGAGGCCAUCGCGCCGCCGCCGAAAAAGAAGCUCUGGCGGCCCGGGCAGCUGGCCCAGGUCUGGACGGGGACGAAGGGGUCGAUCUCCGUCAAGACGUCGAGCGGAGCGGCACUGGAUCCCUCGAAGCUUUCCAAGAACAGCGGCUGGUUUGGUGGCAUAUUCAGUAGAAACACGCUCGCGUCUCCGCCCUCGGCUGCCAAUCCGUCGCUCCUGUGCGGCGAGGUCGUGAAGAACGAGACGGACGUGCUCUACGUCGACAAAAUGCCGACGUUCGACGGCGCACUCGGCGCUGCCGACUCGGAGCUCGUCCUUUCGUACCUCACGGCGCCCCCCGGGUCGCCCGGCGCGGCGCUCGCGGCGCGGCUCCGUCGGCUCGACGUCCUCGGGCACGUCCUGGUCUGGGCCGGCAGCGACGGCUCCAUCAAGCGCGUGGAACUACCGCGCCUAGAGCUCACGUUCGACGCCACGGCGCGGCCCUACGAGUUCGCGUCGAACGAUUCGCACGGCUACUGCCUCAACUUGGAUCCCCUCCCGCCGCGCGUCGCGGCGCUCGCGGCGCCGCUCCCGGGCCUCGUCCUCAAGGCCUCGUCGAGGUUCGAGCAGAUCGAGUACCUCGUCGUCGCGUCCGCGCUCGCCAAGCCCGCCGUCGCCGGGGGCUCGCUGGUCGCGGAACGCAACGACGCGGCGUGGCUCGCGAACGUCCACGGCGGGAAGACGUUCGUUUUCCCAGUGCACGGCUCCUCCGAGUGGGUCACAUCUCCGACGCUCGCGGCGACGCUCGCUCUUAUUUCGUGGAGAUCCGCGCGCGGCCUCGGCGAGCUAUUCAGAGCCUGCGAAGCGUGCCCGGCGGCGAGCUCGGACGCCCCGCUUGAGCCCGACGAGGCGCAGUGGAUCUCCGCCCUCGAGGAGGCGACGGCCGACGACGCGUCGCCCGACGCCGACGCUUUUAGGGUUCGUCUCGCGCUGGCUCUGCGCGCGUCGCACAUGGACGCCGCCGCGCUGUUCUUCGACGGCGAGCCGAGGCGGGCCAACGCUUCCCUGACGCGAGCCUGGCGGAGCUACGCCCGACGGACCGACGCGACGGACGCGCGCUUCGCGCUGAACUCCCGCGAGGAGUCGGCCGUCGCGGCGUUCGUCCACGCGCCUCGGGACGCCGUGCUCGCGAACCGCGGCGCGCUCGCGGCGGCCGCGGCUUCGGGCGCGUCCAUUGAGAACUGGCGCUUCGACGUCUGGGCCGCGUCCAAAGUCGACGCGCUCUCGCGGCUGCUCCAGUUCGCACCCCUCGCGGCCCAGCGCUACCUCGACCAGCACGCGUUCCCGGCGGCUCUCGUCGGGCGGAAGAUGGCCCUGAAGCGCGGCGUCGACCGGCCGUUGCCGCUCGCGUCCUCCGGAGUAGAGCUAUCGUCGCAGUUUACAUUCUACGAUCAAGCGCAUACCACUGGAAUGGACAUCAAGCAGCCUCCCUCGUGCAAGGCCGUCGUCACGAUCUCCAAGGACAUGAGCUUCCGCGACCUCGCGCAAGCGUCGUACCGCAUGCGCGGCGUCGGGAAGGGCCAGACUCUCAUGUUUGCUCUGACUCCGGAGGUCACUGUCUCCAACGUCUGGCGGAAGAAGGCGUUCGCAAAUCUGUUUAUCAACUCCGGAAAGGCGACGCCCGACAUGGCCGCCGUGGAGGUCUUCGUCGAGGCCGUCGACGUGAGCGUCCCGAACACGACCGAUCCGCCGGCCGACGCCAUCGACGCGCUGGAGCGCACCGUCGCGAGUCGAAAGGCGGUCUGGCUGCGCGAGGACCGCGACGAGCAGGUCGUCGCUCUGGCGAUCGCGCGAGCGCGGGCCGACGGCGGCGGCGGCGGAGACGACGCGACGGCCGCGCUCGAGGACGAGCAAGAAGAGGAAGCCGAGGCCGAAGAGGAACAGGAGCAAGAGCAAGAGCAGGAGCAGGAGCAAGAGCAGGAGCAGGAGCAGGAGGUGGAGGAGCCCAUGCCCGGCGCGUUCGAUCGAGACGACGAGGAGGCCAAGCCUCUCGGCGACGGCGACGACGCGGCGAAGAUCGCGUGGUUCGAGGCCGUGCGGGGCUGCAAGCGUCGGUCGCGGCGGCCCUGGAUCGGCACGCCGCUGGCGCCGCUGUUCGGGAAAGAAACGUCGUCGUCGGGAGGUUCCGGCGAAGACGCGCGCGCGACGCUGCUCCGCGCCGCCGCCGAGCUCCAGCGCCGCGGCAUGUCGCCGAGCGAUUGCUUCGAGGCGUUCGACACGGACGGCAACGGGACGCUCACGACGGGCGAACUCGCCGUCGGCCUGCGCUGGCUCCUCUCGCGCGCGACGCCCGCCACGUGCCUCGCCGUCGCGGUGCACGUCGACGCGGACGGCGACCGGUCGAUAUCCAAGGCCGAGUUCGUCGAGGCGUUCGCGGCGCUCGUCCGCGCGCCGCCGGCCGCGCCGCCGAAGGCGAGCGCGUCGGACGUGUGCGACUGCAGCUUCGCCGUCGGCGCGCCCGCGAAGCUCGUGACGCUCUGGGACGCGCGGGGCCAGCUCGCGAGCGUCCGCGGCUCGCGGUCGGAAGCCAGCGUCUGGACGUCGCCGGAGGUGUCGUCCGGCGGGCUCCUCGGCGCGCAGUCGCUGAGCGUGCCCCUCGGCGCCUUCGCGCACGGAUCGCUCAAGUCGCCGACGCACGCCAAGUCGCUGACGCUCUCGGGCAAGCGCUUCCGCAACGUCGACCUCAAGGCCGUGCGCGACACGCUCUUCCCAAAGGCCGACAACUUCCGACGCCUGUGGGAGAUCACGAGCGGGCGCACGCACCUCUACAUCUGGACGGCCGUGCCGCCCGCGGGCUUCGUCGCGCUCGGCGUCGGCGUCACGACGGGGCCCGAGCCGCCGGCCGCGGGCGCCGUGCGCUGCGUCCCGGCCGCGUGGGCCGUCCCCGCGACGGCGAAGCCGCGGCUCCUCUUCGACACCGUCGGCAUGCAGGGCCGGAAGCCGGGCGGCAUCUGGCGCGUCGGCUCGCUGGGCCUCCUCGCCGUCGGCCGCGAGCGCUCGCCGCCCGAGGGCGCCUACGACCUCAACCCGCAGUUCCAGUCCAUCCCGCUCGACGCGCCGCCGCCGCUGCCCCCGCGCGCCGCCGCGCCGCCGCCGCUGCCCGCGCGCCCGGCGGCGCUCCCCGUCGCCUUCGCGCAGCCCCUCGGCAAGAGCACCGCGCUCUCCGAUGGCGCCUUGAGCAGCUCGCCGUCGCACACGCUCGACAUGGCGCCGCAGGCGAGCGACUUCCCGCCGGGCCGCGUCCCCGUGCACCUCACGCAGUUCGGCGGCGAGUUCUGCCUCGCGUGCCUCGGCUACGUCGGCGACACCAUCGUCGAGAAGGAGGAGGGCGGCAAGGUCGUCUACCGCGUCGCCGCCGGCUCGGGCCUCGAGCCGUCGGCCGUGGCGGCCAUCGAGGCCGCCGUCGCGCCCGGCGCGCACUACCGCUUCGCGCGGCGCGCGGCCGAGGAGGCCGCGUCGCUGAAGCGGUGCGCGACGCUGCUCGCGAUCGGCGACGCGGCCGAGGCGUGGCUCGACGGCUACGCGGACGACGUCGCGGACGCGGACCGCGCCGUCGGCGGUUUGGACUUCAGCUUCGAGGGCGCGACGCGCCUGCGCUUCCUCGUGGGCCACCACGCGGCCGCGCUCGAGGCCGUCGGCGAGGCCGUGCGCGAGGCGAUCGACGGCGGCGGCUCCGGCGGGCGCCUCGCGGACGCGCUGCGGCGCCGCGCGGGCGCCGCGGGCGACCCGAGCGUCAUCCGGGCGUUGCGCGUGCUCUGCGGCGCCGCCGAGGCCGUCUUCCUCCGCGCGGCGUGCGGCUGGUGCGUCGACGGCGAUUUGGUCGGCGACUUCUUCGUCGCCGCGAGCGUCGUCGGGGGCAAGAAGGCGCCGGACUUCGUGCGCGACGUCAUGAGCGGCGAGGCCGACGCCAUCGGCUGCUUCGAGGUCCGGGCGAGCCUCGUGCCGCGGUUCCUCGUGGGGAAAAGGCUCGCGGAGCGCAUGCUCUUCGUCGGCGGCGCGGUCCGCGUGCUCCGCAUCGCGGACCGGCGCCGGUCGCGCCGCGCGGACGCCGCGAGCAACCGGAAGCGCUUCCUCGAGCGCGCCGUCGUCGAGCUCGAGUCGACGCCGCGGUUCCAGGCCUACACGAGCAAGUUCGGUGCCAGGCCCGCGCCUCUUUCUGCGCUUAUUAUCACGAGACAUUGCGUCAUCUCUUUAGGCAACGGCAAGCGCGAGAAGGAGUGCCAGACGGACGAGGGCGCGGACCCCGAGCCGGCGUGCUACGGCCCGGACGAGGACGGCUACGUCGCGCUCGCGGGCCGCUGGAAGGCGCUCGUCGCCGCGGCCAAGGCGCCCGCGGCGCCCGAGAGCGCCGCCGAGGCCGCGGCGCGCGACGGCGCCGUCAAGGCGGGCCUCGAGCGCCUCGUCGACGACUCGGAGAAGGUCUUCGCGGAGGCGCUGCUCGACGUCUGCGUCGGCGACGGCGAUUUAGGCCGCGCCGUCGCGGCCUACGGCGGCGUCGCGCUGCUGCGCUGCGGCCCGCUCUGGGCGCGGGCCCUCGAGCUGAGCCGCGUCGCGUUGCGGGAGCGGCCCCACGGCCGGUCCGGCGCGCUCGUCGUCCAGCGGUGCCUCGAGGCCGCGGCCGAGGAGCUCCGCGGCGACGAGGACGACCGCACGGACCUCGAGGUCAUGGCCUGGAAGGCCUACGAGCGCGCCGGCGGCGUCUCCGGCGCGGGCAUGUGCGACGCGGUCACGUUCUGGGAGACCAUAUUGGCCGCGCGCGCGCGGCGGCGCAACGCGGGCUACCCGCCCGAGCGCGUGCCCGCGUGCCCGCCCUGGACGCCGCCCGGCGACCCGGCGCCGCACCUCGGCUUCGGCGACCGGCCGCCGCGGCCCGCCGUCGACCUCGGCGACGGGUCCGCCGUGCGCUUCGCAUUGGAGGCCGUCGCGAACGCCGCCAAGGCCCGCGAGGACUACGCGUUCGCCAAAGCCACGGAGACGACGGCGACGGUCAUCGCGGACCCAGAGGCCUUCGAGUGGACCUUCCACAAGCCCGACGUCGACGCGCGCUUCGCGUUACGGAAGGGCGCGGCGCUGAAGGCGACGGCCGACGGCCUGGAGCUCGCGCUCGGCGGCGACGGCGCCGGCGCGCCCGCGGCCGACGAGCCGUCCGACGCGUCCGACGGCGACUCGGACGACGACGACCGGGCGCCGCUCCGGGGGUGCUUCGCCAAGGGCCUGAGCGGCGGCGGGCCCGACGCGUGCGUCGAGGCGCUGACGCCGCGGCGCGUCGCGCGGCGGCCCUGGCGCCUCGAGGCCGCGUGCGGCCGCGCGGACGGCGCGGACGGCGGCGCCGUCGUCUUCGCCUGCCGCUUCCGGGACCGGGGCCGGUCGGGGGGGGUUUCAGUCGGCAUCGCCAGGGCCGACGACGACGGCGCGCUCGAUUUGGUCGUGAGCCUCGGCGGCGACGUCGUCACGCGGCGGCGCCUCAAGCGCGCGCCGGAAGCUUCCGCGCUGGCGCUGGACGUCGCCCACGACCGCAACGACGCCGUCGACGGCCGCUGGGAGUUACGGGCGGCCUGCUACGCGGCGACCGCGGCGGACUACAAGGACGGCGCGUCCGACGUCGACUACGCGCGGCAGCGCGCGGGGCUCGGCCGCGCGACGGUCGUCCUGGACGUGGGCUCGGUGCUGCGGUCCGGCGGCCGCGCGGUCUGCGGGCUCACGGCGCCCCAGGACGCGGCGCCCGUCAAGGUGUUUCGGUUCGCGUGGACGCCGGGCGCCGGAGAACGCGCGGGCGACGCGCUCGCGGGCGCGCUCGCGUCGCUCAAGGUCUCGAAGAACUCCAUCGCGUUGAAGGCGGCGCACUUCGACCGGUCCGCCGCGGAGACGUCGACGGGCUGGCAGCAGGCGCUCCGCGCGGUCGUGCGCCCCAAGUGGCCGUUGGACGCGUUGCUCUUCGACGACGCCGCGCCCGACUACCAGGCGGCCUUCAGCCGGCUCCUGGCCGCGCGCAAGGCCGCCGACGACCUGGACGCGGUCUGGCGGUGCCUCGCGGACGCGGGGCGGCGCGCGCGGUCCCGGGAGGCCGAGAAGCGGAAGGCGCUCGCGGCGUUGAGCGCGCUGCACUCGGAGCUCAGCGCGGUCUGCCGGGGCGUGGCGACGUGGCUCCAGCGCGACGGCGUCGAGCCGACCUGGCGCCGCUUCGUCGAUCGCCUCGGGGCGGCGUCGGACUUCGCGGAGGUCAAGGCCGCGCACCGCGCGUUUAUCCUGGACCUCCGGGACGCGCUGCUGCUCGACGAGGACGCGGUCCACGGCGCGCUCGACGACGUGUUCCUCGACGCGGCGCGGCUGGCGCGGCUGCUGGACGCCCACGAGGACGACCUCGAGGACCUGCCGGCGUCCGCGCUCGCGCGGCUCCGCGGCGACUUCGCGUUCCACGCGGACGCGCUCCGGGGCCUGCUGCCCGAGGACACGCUCGACUUCAACGGCUGGUUCGCCGCCCGCACCAUGAUCCUCAUGCGCCACCACGGCGUCCCGCAGUGGCCGUGCACGAAGCGGGCCCUCCUCGGCAAGGAGUGCAUGGAAUCGCCGCCACCGACGCCGCGGCCGCGGUCCGAGCGGCGGCAACGAGCGGCGACGACGGCGAGCCGCGUCGCAGCUGUGUUGCCGCUCGAGCUCGUGAGCAUGAUUUUGGUCAACGUCGCGGACGCGAAGCGGCACCGCUGGCGGUUCGUGCACGCGGACAUCGCGGGCAUGAGGAAAGUGCGCCUCGACCUCGCGACGCACUGGGUCUUCCUCAACGACACGUCCUACGACAACCCCCACGCCCUGCCCUGGAAAAUGGACUACGAGCACGCUGAGCGCCUGCCGCUGCUCAUCCCCGUCGAUUAG
Messenger RNA from Aureococcus anophagefferens, 8565 nucleotides. RefSeq lists its product as hypothetical. The transcript is spliced from 9 exons. Gene Ontology annotation, biological process: protein deubiquitination involved in ubiquitin-dependent protein catabolic process. Bases 1 to 8565 code for a protein of 2854 amino acids. NCBI's taxonomy places the organism in Eukaryota, Pelagophyceae, Pelagomonadales, Pelagomonadaceae. The record is from RefSeq and is a predicted model, not a curated record. Gene Ontology annotation, molecular function: K63-linked polyubiquitin modification-dependent protein binding; gamma-tubulin binding; cysteine-type deubiquitinase activity. Gene Ontology annotation, cellular component: nucleus; cytoplasm.